CCUGCAUGUGCUGCUGCACUGCAACCUGCUGCAGGUCAUGUACAUGCUGCGGCUGGGUAAGGUGAAGGAGCUCACCAAGCAGUCCCAACCGCCUCCGGGGCAGCCGGGACAGGGGCCUGCCCCCGCGGACAUGGACGGCCCCGACACGCCCCCGCCCCCCAUCCUGCAGCACCUGGACACCACCCUGGACCAGCUCGCAGCAGCCCUCGCACAGCAGCAGCAGCAGCAGCAGGGGGCAGUGCAAGGAGGGAGCCCAGUCGCAACAGGCGCAGGGACAGGGGUGUCAGCGGCACCAGCAGCAGCAGCAGCAGCAGCAUUGCCGUACAGCCUAGCCGGGUUCCCCUCCCUCUCCCUGGAGCCGCUGGUGUGCCUGGUGGGGGCGCUGGUGCUGCGGGGGGGCUGCAUGAGGCCGCGACUCACCGACCGCUACCUGGAGCGAGGGCUGCUCUCCGUGUCCCGACUCCUCGCACUGCUGGGUGUGCGGCCGCUGCCUGGGGCAUCCGGCGGGGCGGAGGGCGGGGCGGCGGAGGGCGAGGGGGAUGCGGAUACGGAGCAGGGCGAGGGCUGUCUGCCGCCCCAGUGUCUGGAGGGCGCGAGGUGGGGGCUGGUGCUGCAGCUGCUGCUGCUGGAGUGCAGGGCGCAGGUGCUGCUGAGCAAGGCCGAGCUGUCCUCCGCCCGCGAGGACGUGCUGCGCUGCCAGCAGCUGGCGGAGCGCUACCCGCACCUGCUGGCGGCGCACCUGCCGGGGCUACACGCGCUGACGGGGCAGUACUGCGUGGCAACGGGGGAGCUGCCGGCGGCGGCGGCGCACUUCGAGUUUGCCCGAACCAGCGCCCCCAGCCGACCCGCUGCCGCCCUAGCUGCC
Molecule: messenger RNA, 865 nt
Organism: Astrephomene gubernaculifera
Lineage: Eukaryota; Viridiplantae; Chlorophyta; Chlorophyceae; Chlamydomonadales; Astrephomenaceae
Source: the annotation of a GenBank genome assembly